Messenger RNA from Drosophila santomea, 1445 nucleotides. Its product is annotated as sodium-coupled monocarboxylate transporter 1-like. The transcript has 5 exons. The record is from RefSeq and is a predicted model, not a curated record. NCBI's taxonomy places the organism in Eukaryota, Metazoa, Arthropoda, Insecta, Diptera, Drosophilidae. Gene Ontology annotation, molecular function: symporter activity. Gene Ontology annotation, biological process: sodium ion transport; transmembrane transport. Gene Ontology annotation, cellular component: membrane. The coding region runs from base 126 to 1280 and encodes 384 amino acids.
UCUACACGUGUGUGGUGAGGCUUAAUUAAAUUUGGCCACCAUUUUGUGGCCCAUCUGGAAGACUUUCUUCAUUUCAGGGCGGACUGAAGGCCGUCAUUUGGACAGAUGUCAUUCAGAGCUUUGUGAUGUUUGGUUCCAUUUUGGCGGUUUGCAUCAAGGGCACCUUCGAUGUGGGCGGACUGGGCGUGGUUCUGCAACACAAUGAAGACGGCGGACGUCUUAAUACACCGGAAUGGACUUGGGAUCCCACGGUGCGAUUGUCCAUGUUGUCCGUGAUUUUGGGUGGCACCCUGCAUAAGAUCCAGUCGUCGGAUGUCAACCAAGUGUCCAUUCAGCGAUUCCUAUCCCUGCCGAGCUACGAGCAUGCCAAGCGAUGUAUGCUGGUUUUCACGGUGCUCCUCAUCUUUCUACUCAGCUGCUGCAGUUACAUGGGCCUGGUGUCGUAUGCCGUCUAUCACGACUGUGAUCCCAUAAGUACUAAGUUGGCGGCUGCCGUCGACCAACUGCCUUCGCUGCUAAUGAUGCGAACGCUGGGCUCCUUACCUGGAUUACCAGGACUCUUUGUGUCUGGCGUUUUCAGCGCUGCCCUGAGCUCACUUUCCACGGGCCUCAAUUCGCUGGCCUGUGUCAUUACUCAGGAUAUCGUGAGACCCUUGCUGAAAAAACCGAUGACCGAGCGCCAGACGGCUUUUUGGUUGCGGGCAAUCGUCGUUGUUUGCGGAUUCAGUUGCCUGGGAAUGGUCAACGUUGUGGAGAAGUUGGGACAAGUGGUUCCACUGGCCACCAGCACGGCGGCUGUGUCGAUGGGUCCUUUAUUGGGCAUUUAUUGCAUGGGAGUUGGCCUGCCUUGGGUGAAAGGAAAGAGCGUUCUGCUGGGCAGUGUGGUAUCCUUUUUGGUAUUGGCCUGGAUUUGUAUUCAGGCGCAGUUGGCUCAAAUGAAUGGAGAGAUUCGUUACCCGAAACUUCCCGUUUCGGUGGAUGGCUGUGACUAUGAUUUCGAUAAUCAUACAGUUCAUGAAACCAUCCACAAGUACAGACCCUCGGAGCGAAACAUCUACCACUUAUCAUUCCUGUGGUACACGGCGCUGGGCGGGUUUAUUUGCACUGUGGUCUCGGUUUUGGCUGGAUUCAUUUUCGGUUGGGAGGAUCUCAAUAAAAUGGAUCCAGCCUUGAUUACGCCCUGUAUGCGGCGCUUUUUGCCCAAUAAAAACUACGAGGCUGUUAAUAUGCAGGAUCUCUUUAAGCGCAAGGACGAAAUCGAGUCCCAAAGAGCUUCUUAAACUUUGUCAAUAAAACAUGUACUCUCUGUUCUGCGAAUACGCGUUUAAUUUAAUUGUGUGUGAAUGUGACCAAGCAUGUUUCAUUUAUUCAAUGCAUCCUGUAAAUAUCCAUGCAUCCUGUAAAUAUUCAUGCAUCCUGUAAAAUUUUGCUCUUGUUUCUGUUUC